CCUUUACUCACUCUAUUAUAUAUGAUAGCAUGAGACAUUUCUCCUAGAAACACACGUCUUCCUCCCAUAAGUCAUGGGGAAGAAAGGUUUAGCUAAUGUGCUGCUACUGCUAGUGUACUUGGGCAGCUUACUCUCCGCACUUGCCUGCCCGUACUGCCCGUACCCUUCACCUCAUCACGGCAAACCCCCAAAGAAGCUCCCCCCUAAGGUGAAGCCGCCCUUCUCGCCCAAGCCACCCAAGUAUCCGCCCAAGCACCCGGUGGUGAAGCCACCCCAUUUCCCAAAGCCGCCCAUCGUCCACCCACCUUAUGGCCCCAAGCCGCCCAUCAUCCACCCGCCUUAUGGCCCCAAGCCGCCCAUCAUCCACCCGCCGUAUGGCCCCAAGCCGCCCAUCGUCCACCCGCCUUAUGGCCCCAAGCCGCCCAUCGUCCACCCGCCGUAUGGCCCCAAGCCGCCCAUGGUCCACCCGCCGUAUGGCCCCAAGCCGCCCAUGGUCCACCCGCCUUAUGGCCCCAAGCCGCCCAUCGUCCACCCGCCGUAUGGCCCCAAGCCGCCCAUCGUCCACCCGCCGUAUGGCCCCAAACCGCCCAUCGUCCACCCGCCUUAUGGCCCCAAGCCGCCCGCCCUAUGCCCUCCUCCUGUCCCGACACCGAAACCCCCAAUCGUAAAGCCUCCGGUCAUCAAGCCACCGCACAAACCCCCCGUGGUGAAGCCGCCGCCAAAACCUCCAGUUGUAAAGCCACCGCCGAAACCCCCGGUCGUGAAACCGCCCCAUAAGCCUCCGGUUGUGAAACCGCCAAUUGUGUACCCACCGCCCGUUCCGAAGCCACCAACCCUCCCGCCACCGGUACCAAAGCCGCCCAUCGUGCACCCACCCAUUGUGUACCCGCCACCCAUUCCGAAGCCACCAACCCGCCCGCCGCCCAUACCGAAGCCGCCCAUCGUGCACCCACCCAUCGUGUACCCGCCACCCGUUCCUAAGCCGCCCAUCGUGCACCCGCCCAUCGUGUACCCGCCGCCCGUUCCUAAGCCGCCCAUCGUGCACCCGCCCAUCGUGUACCCGCCGCCCGUUCCUAAGCCGCCCAUCGUGCACCCGCCCAUUGUUUACCCGCCGCCCAUCGUGCACCCACCCAUCGUUUACCCGCCGCCCAUUCCUAAGCCGCCCAUCGUGCACCCACCCAUUAUUUACCCGCCACCCAUACCGAAACCACCCAUCGUGCACCCGCCCAUUGUGUACCCGCCACCAGUCCCUAAGCCGCCAGUCCUCCCGCCCCCGGUCCCAAAGCCACCAAUCGUGUACCCACCGCCCGUCCCCAAACCUCCCAUUGUGUACCCGCCCAAACCGCCGGUUGAGAAGCCAUGCCCGCCGCCGCCGCCCAAAGUCGGGCCGUACCCACCACCGGCACCACAGACCUGUCCUAUAGACACACUAAAGCUCAGCGCAUGUGUGGACGUGCUGGGGGGGCUGGGGCACAUUGGGAUCGGGAGCAGCGCCAAGGACACGUGCUGUCCGGUGCUGCAAGGGCUGCUCGACCUUGACGCGGCGGUGUGCCUCUGCACCACCAUCAAGGCUAAGCUCCUCAACAUCAGCAUCGUCAUCCCCGUCGCUCUUCAGGUCCUCAUCCAGUGCGGGAAGACUCCUCCCCAGGGAUUCCAGUGUUCUGCAUAAUGGGACACAAUAAUACUCUCAGCAAAGUCCACAUGGAGGUGGAUGAAUAACGUACUGAUGCGAAAAGACUCUAAGUGGUGCUUUUAGAGGAAAACUCCUCCUUUGGUUUCUUUAAGAGCAUAUGUGGCCCCGUUUGAGGAAGUGGUUUGUCUAUUCCAAGUGCAGAUAUCCCAACUAAUUAAUUUCUAGUUCUUCUAUUAAAGAUUUCAUUAUAUAUGCUGUUAUAAUCAAGGAUUGACUUCCUGUGGACGAGGUACAUUUUUCAAGGUGCAUGUCGGACAUUUCUGCUAAAUGAAGUUAGAUAUGAAACCUAAA
Molecule: messenger RNA, 1984 nt
Organism: Punica granatum (pomegranate)
Lineage: Eukaryota; Viridiplantae; Streptophyta; Magnoliopsida; Myrtales; Lythraceae
Source: RefSeq, a predicted model, not a curated record